CCUCCAACCAUUGGUCGACAAGUGUUUGGUCUUAAUUUAAUCAAAUAUUAGGAUAAUCACAGUUGAUAACGAGGGAACAAAAUUUGAGAGUAUUGUAAAGUAAUAUCAGAUACACAUUAGCUCCGUAAGUGAUGUUUAUAAGUAUUGUUUAAAAUCAGUGAAACUGUCUUGGACAUAACUGUAACCUUGAUAAUAUAAUUCAAUUUUAUAGUUGAAACUUCUUUUUUAUUAUUCAAUUUUACAUUGAAAAUUAAAGGCAGAUAUUACAUGCUUCGAAUUUGAAAUUUGAAAAACUUUGCGGUAUGAUUCACCUGAUGCCGAAUUACGCAACGCAUGGACGUACAGAGAGUAAACCGCCGUAUUACACGAGCGGCACGCUACUUUAUGGACCGGAAGGGACGCCUGGAAGGGAGGUACGAGAGACGGGCCUCAGGGGACGCCAAGACUCGCCACCGGCCGUGCACCAGUCCUCCUCUUUCCUAAUUGAUGACAUUUUGGGCAAAAAAGAACGUGAGCGACAUGGGACCCCUGGUGAACUUCCGUCCAGAGACGCCGGCCGAGAUCGGCAGCGGCGACACAGCGCUGAGCGAGAAGUGCUUCGAUAUAGGGAAACGGAAGAGGAACGUGACUGUGAACGACACCAUCAUGAUAGGACAGAUUCCAACCGCAGAGAAAGAACUUUGUUUGACUAUGAAAGGAGUAAGAAUACUAAUAGCGAAAGACAAAGAGACCGAGAAAGUGAACGUUUUCGCAUAGAGAGUGAUAGACAUAGAGAAACUGGAAUAAAAUAUAGAGACAUUGAACGCAGCAGUAAUAGUAAUAGGUAUAUGGAAUCACACAGAGAGCGCGAGCCACCCUUAGAACACCAGUUCCACCAUGUUCAUCAUCAAACAUCUCCCGUCUCAAAAUCCAUCCCCUCUCCGUCGUCCACCGCCUCCUCGUCUGGGCUCCUCUCACCGGAACUGCCACGUCCGACGCCCAUUAACCCGGCCGCAAUACAGACAAGCGCCCUCACAACGCCGACGCUCUUUAAGCCCCUGCCGACGAUGUAUGAGCCGACGAUGCCAUCGCAGGCGGCGUACCUCAACUCUCAACUCUCCGCCUUCCAAGGGUCCCUCGUACGCCAGAUGUGUGGAUCCAUGCCUGGCCUCGGGCACAUUCCACCAUAUGGGCGACAUGAAUACCCGGCGAUAUUUGACGGCCAAUACCCGUUUUCAAAAGUUUACCAAAGCCGCCCAUUUUUCUGGCAUCCAUUCCUCCAACGUCCAAUGCAUAAACGGAAAGGCGGCCAGGUCCGCUUCUCAAACGAUCAAACCAUUGACCUAGAGAAGAAGUUCGAAACUCAGAAGUACCUGUCGCCUCCAGAGCGGAAACGCCUCGCAAAGUCACUACAGCUGACGGAACGACAAGUGAAGACGUGGUUCCAAAACCGCCGGGCGAAAUGGCGACGUCUUAAACAGGAAUCGCCAACACCUGAGAAAUCAGACGAAAACAGUGGCGAGUCUUCAAAGCACGCAGACGACAGUAUGAUGAGCAACGAGUCUUCCGGUGACGAGUCAUGUGACGAUGACGUCAUUACUGAUGACGUCAUAGAUGUAGGACAAGAAAACGAAUGAAAUAGGACACGGUUUCGCCUAAAAAACAUUUGUCUUCCUUAAUGACUCUGUGAUGAAAAAAUGGUGCAAAUAAUACGUGACAUUGGAAGCAAAACCCUGACAACAUGAGAUCCGUUAUGUUUAUGUCAAGUGAUGAGUGUACAUUCCGUUGCAGACUAUUUUAUGCAUUUCUGUCUUAUUUUGUAUAUGCAUAGUGCAUUUUAAUGCACAUUUUGUUAUAUUUCAUGAAUGUUAAUUUAAAAUAAAUAUAUUUAUCAUGA
Mya arenaria is the source of this 1876-nucleotide messenger RNA. Its product is annotated as hematopoietically-expressed homeobox protein HHEX homolog. NCBI's taxonomy places the organism in Eukaryota, Metazoa, Mollusca, Bivalvia, Myida, Myidae. Bases 303 to 1616 code for a protein of 437 amino acids. Gene Ontology annotation, molecular function: DNA-binding transcription factor activity, RNA polymerase II-specific; RNA polymerase II cis-regulatory region sequence-specific DNA binding. The record is from RefSeq and is a predicted model, not a curated record. Gene Ontology annotation, biological process: regulation of transcription by RNA polymerase II; cell differentiation. The transcript is spliced from 3 exons.